AUGGCGCUCUCUCUCAAGUUCAAGGUCACGGAAAAAAAAGAAAGAAAGCAAGGCGCAGAGGAUCGAGGGCGCAAGGACGCACAGAAGGGAGGGCGCACCGGCCCGCGGCUUGAUGGACCGUCGGACCAGUUCACCCCUGUUGAUAAUGCAAGCAGGAAUACUUCAUUUUUGAAAAAAAUGUUUUCUGACAGCCUGUUUAUGGAAGAUCAUCAAGACGAAGACCUUAGAAAAGGUCCAUACAAUGCCCUAGUCAUCAGUUUUCUUUCUUUCCUAAGCGAAAACACCGGAAGCCGAAAACGUUUCGUGAGGUUAAAAUCUAAAAAACAGAGAAAAGCGAGAACUGCAUAUACAGAUCAACAACUGCAAGUUUUAGAGAAGAGCUUUGAUCAGCAGAAGUACUUGAGUGUUCAAGACAGAAUAGAACUUGCAAACAGGCUCAAACUAUCAGACACGCAGGUCAAAACGUGGUUCCAGAACAGAAGAACAAAAUGGAAAAGACAGACGGCAGUCGGACUCGAGCUUCUUGCGGAGGCAGGUAACUACGCUGCAGUCCAACAAAUCUUGAAAACGUCACCUUUCUGGAUUAGUCACUAUGGUCACGCACAAGCUCAACAAGUCCCAGUGUCGAUGGCAGAAAUGGAGUACCUAUACAGGCCGUGCCUUUCAAUACCUCCUCCUGGAUUGCACCCACAACUGUUACAGCCUCCUACUAGCUUUCCACAGAACUCGAAUGGUUGCGGUCCAUCGAUGAGAACUGUUGCGUCAAACGAUUUUUAUGGAAAACUUUCUUGA
Messenger RNA from Uloborus diversus, 792 nucleotides. Its product is annotated as homeobox protein ceh-30-like. Gene Ontology annotation, molecular function: DNA-binding transcription factor activity, RNA polymerase II-specific; DNA binding. The coding region runs from base 1 to 792 and encodes 263 amino acids. Lineage: Eukaryota; Metazoa; Arthropoda; Arachnida; Araneae; Uloboridae. The transcript has 5 exons. The record is from RefSeq and is a predicted model, not a curated record. Gene Ontology annotation, biological process: regulation of DNA-templated transcription.